Messenger RNA from Phlebotomus argentipes, 1521 nucleotides. Its product is annotated as cytochrome P450 6g1-like. NCBI's taxonomy places the organism in Eukaryota, Metazoa, Arthropoda, Insecta, Diptera, Psychodidae. Gene Ontology annotation, molecular function: heme binding; monooxygenase activity; oxidoreductase activity, acting on paired donors, with incorporation or reduction of molecular oxygen. The record is from RefSeq and is a predicted model, not a curated record. The transcript has 2 exons. Bases 1 to 1521 code for a protein of 506 amino acids.
AUGGGUGCUUUUGAAGUGAUCUUGUGUACGUGUUUAGUUCUUCUGUGCCUUUGGAAGGGCCUAAAGACGUUUUUAAGAUACUUCUGGAUCUCCAGGAAGGUUUCCUACAUCGCUGGACCGCCACUAAUUGGCGUGAUAAAGAAUGUUCUGCUAAACAAAACGAGUUUCGCUCAAUUAUUCCUGGAUCUCUACAAUCAUCCGAAGACAAGGAAAGACGCCGUGACUGGAUUCUACUUCUUCCACAAGCCUUGCCUUCUGAUCCGCGAUCCGGAGCUCAUCAAGAGAAUUCUGGUGAAGGAUUUCAACCAGUUCAUGGACAGAAGAAUGGCUUCCGAUCCCGAAAGUGACCCGAUUGGUAUGAAUACACUGGUGAAUGUUAAGGGAGAUACUUGGAGGAACAUUAGAAAUCACAUAACUCCAGUCUUCACUGCGCACAAACUGAAGAACUUUUUCCCGUUGGUUGUGGAUGUUUGCGAAGAUUUGGAAGUUAAGUUGGCCAAGGAAAUACCUUCCGGAACUUCUGGAGAGAUCAAUCUGAAGGAAUUCGCAGGACUUUACACUGUCGAGACAAUUGCGUCAUGUGCUUUUGGAGUGAAAGCCAAUUGUUUCCUUAAUCCGGAUUCCGAUUUCCUCAAGAAAGCUCAAAGAGUUGUCGAUCCAUCGGAUUUCAAGAGAGUUAUUGAGUUGGGAGCGUGUUUCUUCUUCCCCGAGUUUGCCAGUGUUUUCAAGUUGAGAUUCUAUUCCAAGGAAACGGACGAAUUCCUCCGGACAGCCAUUCUGGAAGUGAUGGAAGAGAGAGAAAAGAGUGGUUCGAAGAGGAAUGAUUUAAUUGACGCUCUGAUAACGAUGAAGAACACACAGAAGGAGAUUUUCCACACAGAUUGUCUCAUUGCUCAAGCGGCAGUUUUCCUAGCCGCUGGAUAUGAAACCUCAUCGUCAGUGCUUUCCUUUGCCUUGUACGAACUGGCCAGGCAUCAAGAUAUGCAGGAGAAACUGAGGAACGAGCUCAUGGACUUCGCCAAGAGCGGGAAGGAGAUGAAUUAUGAAAAUUUUGCCAAUUUAGAGUAUCUUCAUAUGGUUUUUCAAGAAACCCUUCGACUGUAUCCCAGUAUUCCUUUCCUGGAGCGCACUUGCCAGCCAGCUGAUGGUUCAGAGUCUUAUUCAUUGGCGCCCUUUCAUGACUUCUCUGUUCCUAAAGGAAUGCCGAUUUACAUCCCAGCAAUUGCCAUCCAAAGAGAUCCCAACUUCUUUCCUGAUCCUCUAUCUUUUCGCCCGGAUCGCUUUGCCGUCGACGCUGAGCCUCGUAUUGAUCAUAAUCUACUGCUAGGCUUCGGACAAGGGCCUAGAAAUUGCUUAGGAUCUCGCUUUGGAACGCUCCAAGUGAAGAUGGCUCUGGCAACGAUUUUGCCUAAAUAUCGCUUGUCUUUUUGCAAGAAAACACCUCAAAAGAUAGUGUUCAAUAAGAAAACAGUGCCCAUGUUCUCAGAAGAGCCCCUGAUCAUCACAUUCAGGGAGAUUUGA